Messenger RNA from Phasianus colchicus (ring-necked pheasant), 551 nucleotides. It is a transcript of the gene COX6A1, whose product is annotated as cytochrome c oxidase subunit 6A1. The record is from RefSeq and is a predicted model, not a curated record. Gene Ontology annotation, biological process: mitochondrial electron transport, cytochrome c to oxygen. Gene Ontology annotation, cellular component: mitochondrial inner membrane; respiratory chain complex IV. Gene Ontology annotation, molecular function: enzyme regulator activity. NCBI's taxonomy places the organism in Eukaryota, Metazoa, Chordata, Aves, Galliformes, Phasianidae.
CCCACCGCAGUGACGUCAAUUCCGGUUCCGGAGGGCGCUCCGGACGCUGAGGACAUGGCGGCGCUCAGAGGGCUGUCCCGGCUGCUGCCCGCCGCCCCCGGCUCGGUGCCGGCCCGGAGGAUGGCGGCCGCGGCGGCGCACGAAGGCGGCGGAGCCCGCCUCUGGAAGACGCUGAGCUUCGUCGUGGCGCUGCCCGCGGUCGGUGUCUGUAUGCUGAACUGCUACCUGAAGGCGCAGCACGAGCACAAGCGGCCCGAGUUCAUCCGCUACGCCCAUCUCCGCAUCCGCACCAAGCCUUUUCCCUGGGGUGAUGGGAACAAAACUCUAUUCCAUAACCCUCAUACAAAUGCUCUCCCAACCGGUUAUGAAGAUGAAAACUAAAAUCUCAACCACAGCCACAACUUUGGCUCUUCUUGUGUUUGGACCAGGCUGUUCUGUGGGAACCAUCACUUAAGAAGAUCUGCAUUCCUUCUACAGUCAAAUUGAAUGGUGGUCUGGUCUCCACCAGUAUUUCUGUAGAAGUCCUUUAAAUAAACAGUUCCAAGCCUGAA